GAUGGCGCUGAGCAGCAUUAGAAAUUCAGAAUGGCGUCGGCAGAUCUUCCUAACGAUGUUAGCGUUUUCCUGCAUUCCAUGUACAAUAGAGACCCGAAAAAACGUAAAGUCAAGCCUGUUGAGAGUCAUCUACUGCAGGUGAAUUUUGGUGGCUUAGAUGACAGCGAAGAAGACAGUGAUUUCGACUGCAAUCUGAAAGAAAGUUCAGAUGAUGAGGAUGAUAAAGAUGACAGUGAUCGUGAAUCCAAAGAAGUGGAGGACGAAGAGUCAGAGGAAGGUAAGGUCGCUGAAGAGGAAGAUGAUGACAUCACGAGUGGAUCGUCUACCAUGAAGGACAUAUCAAUAUCAGAGCUGCUAGAAAAGGCCAAGGAGAGGCAGCAGCAUGCUCGUGUCAGGAUUGCGAGCGGAGAAGCGAGGGGAGGAACGCACCUGGAUGUGAGGAUCUGCGCUGUAUGUUUAGGUGACAUUAGCGAGCCGUCGGACGAGAUCGUCGAGUGUGACCGCUGCGGCGUGUCCGUGCACGAGGGAUGCUACGGCAUCUCGGACGCGGACUCGGAGGCCAGCACGGCUUCGUCCAGCUCCACGGAGCCGUGGUUCUGCGACGCGUGCCGCGCCGGCGCCACCAACCCGAGCUGUGAACUGUGUCCAAACUUGGGCGGACUAUUUAAGGAGACCGACACAAGAAAGUGGGUGCAUCUCGUUUGUGCCCUGUACGUGCAGGGCAUUGCCUUCGGAGACGUCGACAAGCUCACACGAAUCACCCUCUACGAGAUGCCUUACUCCCGAUUUGGUCAGCGGGAGUGCGGACUCUGUGAGGAUGAGAAGCUGAAUCGUUGCGGCGUCUGCAUCCGAUGCGACGCUGGCAUGUGCCGUAACUACUUCCACGUGACGUGCGCGCAGCGACACGGCCUGCUGUCCGAGGCGCUGCCUUACGAGGAGAUCGCCGACCCGUUCUACGCGUACUGCAAGCUGCACGCCGACCGAUCGAUAACGGCGAGCAAGCGCAGGAACUGGCUCGCGCUGCGCUCGCAGACGAAGAAGCGGACCCUGCGGGAGAAGCUGGAGGACAUGACGACACCCGAGCAGAAACGCUUCCACCGCAAGCUGCACAGGGCGUCAGAGAAGUACAAGAAGUACACGACGACGUGGCCGCCGUGCUGGAUACCCACGCAGAAGCUGCCGCGCCUGCUCACGACGUGUCCCUCCGCGUUUCGCAGGCUUCUGAAGAAGGCGGAGCUGCUGGGAAUCGACAGCGAGUCAUCGCAGUUGCAGCAGGUGCGUGAUGAUCAGUUGAUUGACAUUAAGAAGAAGUGGCACAUCGCUCCUUCGUUCACCGCACAAUUUGUCAACUACUACUACGACCGCAACGAGCGAAUAAACUCGAUGAGGAAGCGUCAGGUGGAGCUGAUCGUGCAGAACGAAUCUCUUCUCGACCAGCAGAGGUCUCUGAUGUCACAGUAUCACCAGGUGAAGGGUGAGUUUGAUAAACAGAAGGAGGCGAAUACCAAACUACGGGACGAUGGUGAUCGCUGGCACCUCAUCAUGUGCGCCUUGGCAGGAAAGACGCUAGAGGUUCCCAGUGUACUGAAGGUCGUGAGAUCUCCCAAGGUGGAGAAGAGGGCGGUGGCUCCACCUGCUGUACUAAUGCACAAGUGUGCAGAGUGUGGAAAGAAUAAUAAUCAACACCAGAUGGCGCAGUGUGACACCUGUCUCAAGUACUACCACCUAGGUUGUUUGGAUCCACCGCUGACUAGAAUGCCAAAGAAAACCAAGUUGUAUGGGUGGCAGUGCAUGGUGUGCUGUCCCUCGUCGAGCAGCGACGACGACCACACGCCCAAGGUCGACCCGAACGCUCCCCGCCAGCUGCGGCAGAACAUCAAGGAGCCGUCAAAGUUCACGCCGCCGCACCUCUACACGAACAAGACGCUCAUACUGAGACUGGACCAGGAGGAUGGCAAGCUACACGUGAAGAAACCGCCGAAGAAACGGAGGGCGAAGAAGAAGCUGAUCGAGGGGGUCGGAGAGGAGACGGUGGGGAAGGUGGCGGCGGCUAAGAGGAAGGUGGAGACGGUAGAGUUGAACGAGAGCGGUGAGAUGCAGACGAUGCUCGAUGAAACGGCUGAGCUGAACGACGAAAGCAUGGAGAGCCAUGACUCCAAGCUGACGGGUGACGGAGGAGAGAGCUGCAGUCGGCAGCAGCGGCCGAAGCGGCGGCGGAUGAGCUUCGGGCAGCGGACGCCGCGCGACGUGCGGGUCAUGUGCGACAAGUGUGGGGGAGCCGGCAGCAACAGCAACCUCGUCAGGUGCGACGAUGCUGCUUCAAAGUGCUUACCACUAUCCACUUGUCUCGGAUCCUCCUAUCAAAAAGAGUCCAAGCGUGUGCAGGGUUUACUCGUGGGAUUCUAG
This is a messenger RNA of Priapulus caudatus, 2406 nucleotides long. RefSeq names its product PHD finger protein 14-like. The record is from RefSeq and is a predicted model, not a curated record. Lineage: Eukaryota; Metazoa; Priapulida; Priapulimorpha; Priapulimorphida; Priapulidae. The coding region runs from base 31 to 2406 and encodes 791 amino acids. The transcript is spliced from 20 exons. Gene Ontology annotation, biological process: regulation of transcription by RNA polymerase II.